UUCUGCACAAAGAACCGAAAGGCAUGUAUCCCCAAGGGAAGCAGUUAUUUUAGAUUUUGCAAAGAAGUCAGUUAACAUUUUUCAACAUUCCCUUCUUUGUUUUAAAGAAAGCUCUGGUUUUGUUUCAUUUUCAUCUGGAGACUUAAAUGACACCAAGCAAAGCCUACUUAGUUUAGAUUUCCAGGAAUCAAAUAGUGAAAAAAGCAAGCAUGAAGUUUUCAAGCUUGUAUUGUUUUCUUCUGCUUCUCAGUUUUCAAACUGACUUUGGACAAAAUGAAGAAACUUCUAGGAAGCAAAGAAGGAAGAUGUAUUACAGAAGACUAAGAAAAAGUUCCUUGCCCGCCCGCAGGUCCAGCAGACAGCUUGGAAUUCAGCAAAUGAGGACAGGUACACCAGCAGCAACAAUUCCCGUGGUGAACUUGGAUUACAGUGCGGAGGAAAAGUUUGAAUCCUUUUUAAAUGUUCCUGGGGUAGAAUCAAGCUAUGAUGUGUUACCAGGAAAGAAAGGACACUGUUUGGCAAAUGGGAUGACCAUGUAUAACAAAGCUGUAUGGUCCCCCGAGCCCUGCACCACCUGCCUCUGCUCGAAUGGAAGAGUCCUUUGUGAUGAGACCAAGUGCCACCCUCAGAUGUGCCCCCAAACAGUUACACCUGAAGGAGAAUGCUGCCCCGUCUGCUCUGAUACUGUUGCCUCCUAUUUGCUACUCAAUGGUAUAGCAUUCAAUGACAGAACUGAAUUUUCUGGUGAUUCUUCAGAACAAAGAGAACCUACCAGUUUACCUCAUAAGCAAGAGCCACCUCCUUGGGUGGAAAUGGAUCAAGCACUGAAAAAAGAGGAACUUCAAUUUGAGGAGGAUGGAGAAGAAGUGAAACAAUAUGAAGAUAGUGAGCAAAAGAAAAAGACCCCUAGACCUGGAGACUGGGGGAGACUUCCCAAUGAGGGACAGAGCAAAGAAGGGGGAGAGCAGACACCUGGAGAAGCGGGGAGGCAGGCCCAUCAGCACAGAAACCCAGCAAGGGAGGAUGAGGGCGAGGACGAGGACGAGGAUGAGGGCGAGGGCGAGGACGAGGGCGAGGAUGAGGACGAGGACGACUACGACGCCGUCAGAGGAGAUAUGUUCAGGACGCCCUCUCGACUCCCAGUCCCAGCUACCCGCAGAGGCAUACCACCUCUGCCCAGCAGGUGCUCUCUGUCCUACAAAACCAUCUCCUGUAUCAGCGCCGAUCUCACACAAAUUCCACCGCUAACAGCACCAGAGAUAACAAGUCUGGAGCUCAUAGGCAAUUCUAUCACCUCCAUUCCGGAUGGAGCAUUUAAUGGAUUACCGAAUUUGGAAAGGCUUGAUCUGAGCAAAAAUAAUAUCAGCUCUUCGGGCAUAGGUCCAAAAGCAUUCAAGCUUCUAAAGAAUUUAAUCCGCCUGAAUAUGGAUGGAAACAAUUUGGUAGCGAUUCCUUCAGAACUACCAUCUACAUUAGAGGAACUUAAAAUCAAUGAGAACAAUCUUCAGGUUAUCGAUGAAGAAAGUUUAUCAGACUUAAACCAAUUGGUCACCUUGGAAUUGGAAGGAAACAAUCUCAGUGAAACUAAUGUCAAUUCUUUAGCUUUCAAACCUUUGAAGAGCCUAUCCUACCUGCGUCUGGGAAGAAAUAAAUUUAGAAUUAUACCACAGGGUCUUCCUGCUUCUGUUGAGGAAUUAUACCUAGAAAAUAACCAAAUUGAAGAAAUAACUGAAAUUUCUUUUAAUCAUACCAGAAAGAUCAAUGUCAUUGUAUUACGUUAUAAUAAAAUUGAAGAAAAUAGAAUUGCUCCUUUAGCCUGGAUAAAUCAAGAAAAUCUAGAAUCAAUUGACCUCUCCUACAACAAGCUCUACCAUGUCCCCUCCUAUCUACCCAAGUCGCUGCUGCACCUGGUGCUCAUUGGGAACCAGAUUGAGCGUAUCCCUGGCUAUGUGUUUGGCCACAUGGAACCAGGCCUGGAAUACCUGUACCUGUCAUUUAACAAACUUGUGGAUGAUGGCAUAGACCGAGUCUCCUUCUAUGGGGCUUAUCAUUCUCUGCGAGAGCUGUUUCUGGAUCAUAAUCAAUUAAAAUCUAUACCACCUGGGGUCCAAGAAAUGAAAGCACUACAUUUUCUGAGAUUGAACAACAACAAGAUACGGAAUAUUCUUCCAGAACAAAUUUGCAAUGCUGAAGAAGAUGAUGAUUCAAGCCUGGAACAUCUUCAUCUUGAAAACAACUAUAUUAAAACAAGAGAAAUAUCAUCCUAUGCAUUUUCAUGCAUAAGAUCAUAUUCAAGUGUCGUUCUUAAACCACAAAAUACCAAGUAAUUCCACGUUUUUCUUUCUC
Hippopotamus amphibius kiboko is the source of this 2346-nucleotide messenger RNA. Its product is annotated as extracellular matrix protein 2. The transcript is spliced from 10 exons. Lineage: Eukaryota; Metazoa; Chordata; Mammalia; Artiodactyla; Hippopotamidae. Gene Ontology annotation, biological process: extracellular matrix organization; positive regulation of cell-substrate adhesion. Gene Ontology annotation, cellular component: extracellular matrix. The coding region runs from base 210 to 2327 and encodes 705 amino acids. The record is from RefSeq and is a predicted model, not a curated record. Gene Ontology annotation, molecular function: collagen V binding; protein binding; heparin binding.